Alternaria infectoria is the source of this 1077-nucleotide messenger RNA. RefSeq lists its product as uncharacterized. Lineage: Eukaryota; Fungi; Ascomycota; Dothideomycetes; Pleosporales; Pleosporaceae. Gene Ontology annotation, biological process: carbohydrate metabolic process. Bases 1 to 1077 code for a protein of 358 amino acids. Gene Ontology annotation, molecular function: hydrolase activity, hydrolyzing O-glycosyl compounds; chitin binding. The transcript is spliced from 4 exons. The record is from RefSeq and is a predicted model, not a curated record.
AUGGAGCCAGAGGACAUUCCCUUAGGUUACUGGACGCACAUCAACUUUGCCUUCGCUCUCAUCAACCCUAAUACAUUUGGUAUCGAAGAUAUGGACCCCGGCACCGGUUCGCGCUAUACUCGCGUCGCGGGUCUCAAGGAGAAGCAGCCCGAUCUCAAGGUCUGGAUCGCCGUCGGAGGAUGGGCCAUGAACGAUCCCGGCCCGUACCGCACCGCGUUUUCUGACAUGGCCGCCAGCGAGGCCAAGCAAGACAAGUUCUUUGACUCACUGUUGACCUUCAUGAGGCGGUAUAACCUAGAUGGUGUUGAUCUAGACUGGGAAUAUCCCGUGGCAGAAGACCGAGGUGGCAUACCUGCCGACUUCGAUAACUAUGUUAACCUGCUAAGACGACUUCGUGAGCGCUUGAACUCGUCCGGUAAAUCAUACGGUAUUAGCCUGACCCUGCCUGCCUCUUACUGGUACCUUCGCGGCUUCAAUCUCCAAGGAAUGGAGCCCUAUCUUGACUGGUUCAAUAUGAUGACGUACGACAUUCACGGCGUCUGGGACGCCAGUAUCGACAGCCUCGGCCCCAUCGCCCAAGCGCACACCAAUCUGACCGAGAUCAAGAUGGGACUUGAGCUUCUGUGGCGUAACAACAUCAAUCCAGCGCGCGUCGUCCUUGGCCUUGGGUUCUACGGUCGUAGUUUCACCAUGAAAGACCCUGGAUGUAUGACGGCUGGCUGCGAGUUCUCUGAAGGCGCCAACGGUGGCGCGUGUACUGGCACCCCCGGUGUGCUGUCGGCUGCCGAAAUCAACGAGGUCAUCGCCAAUGGUGCUAGUGUCACUCACGAUGAGGCAGCCGCUGUCAAGAUCGUCACCUGGGAUUCGAACCAGUGGGUGUCAUUUGACGAUACGCAGACCUUGCGGUCGAAGAUCGAUUUCGCGCAUGAGCAUUGCUUGGGUGGCACCAUGGUCUGGGCUAUCGAUCUCGAUGACGGCACACUUACCGAAGCGCUCGGUGAAAACAUCGCGCGACGCAAGCUACCCACAUACAAGCCCAUUCAGGUCGCUGAAUGCGGUGCAAGACCAGAAUUGUAG